GCGCCCCUCCCACAGCGACGUGCUGCAGCAGCUUUCCCAAGGCCGCUUUCGGCUUCUGUAAGCCGGAAGGGGAGGCCCCGCAGUGGCGUUCGCUCUGCUUUUUCCGUAGCUCUGACUUCCUGCGGAGAUGUUGCUGGUGGCCGGAUUGAGGCUUCACGCUCCCGGCCUAAAACUGUGGCAGCAAAGCGCCGGAAGAUGUAGGGCGCUUCAGCCGGCCAAGAGGUUGGCGGGAAUCCUCGAGAAGCGCCAGCCCUUCACGGCUUCCCACUGCAAACUGUUAACGCCGCUUGGUUCGCCCCGAGCGUUUGGAUCCCGGUUUUGGCUGGGGGAAAAUAAGCAGGUUCCAUUUCUCCAUGCGGAGUCUCUGUGCAGCUUUGGUACAUCAUCCCUGGAGGAACAUUCAGAAUAUGGAAGAUUAAUUUAUUCUGGAAGUUUAUCAAAAACUGUAUUAGGAGUGAAGAUUUUCUGUGUUACCACCAGUAUAAUUACUGCUUCCAUGUUGUUUGGUAUCGUACACAAGUAUGGCUUAAAUUUUGACAAACUCUAUUCAGAAAUUGCUUUUUAUAGUGCCACGCUAUUCUUUAUUUUCCUAACACCACUUCUCUUACAUUUAUUUACUAGAAGGUAUAUUAUCCGUCUGUACCAUAAAGAUAAAAUGGACACAUAUACAGCAAUUACAUAUAGUGGCAUUUUGAGAGAAAAGAAAACUUUAUUCCAUCAGAAAGAUGUGACUGUUCCAGAAACGAGCAAGAUCUUCACAACAUUUUAUGUUAAAAGAAGAUCAAUGCUUGUUAACCCAAUCCUUUUUAAUUAUGCUCAAGACUACAGCCAUCUUAUGGGUUAUGACAAACCCUUUCAGUUUCAUUUGAAGGACUCAGAAGAAUAGAAUUCUAAAAUGUCAAAAUGCUUCAUGUUCAGAAGUCUUUCACAGGUUCUAGAUGACCUAAUAUUGCUUUUUUCAUCAUAUUCUAGUUUUGUUAUUUUAAAUAUUGAUGACUGUGAUUAAAAAUGCUUUUACUGGGAUAGGCAUUUAGUCUGUUGAGCAAAAAUAUGGUCUUUUAAGAUAUUGCGUCUUUGACCCCUCUUUCAGAGUCCACAUUCUGAACAAAGGAGACCACUCUCUGGACAGUGAAGGGUCAAAAAGGUCAUCUAUGUUAAAAUUGAACAGUCCUCUCUCAGUAGAGGGGGAGGGAUAUGACACCACUAUCCCCUGUUUACAACACUGUCCUUUCAGCAGUUCCAAGAAGAUUCCAUAACCAUUUGCAAUCUGAUUCACAAGACCCUGAUAAACUUCAAAGUGGCCUCAACAACUCCCUGAAAGAGUGCUAAUGACCAGAUGACUGCAAGGAAUAUAAAUCCUCCCCUCCCCCCCUCCCACCGCUGCCACCACCAUUCAGUCAGAACUGAAGAAGCUUCUUGGAUGAGAAACAAAAUGUCUAAGGAAAAAACAUGGUCCAUUGCCUUUUGAAAAAGCAUUUUUAUGACAAUAGAAUCUAUUUCACAGAUGGAUUGAUACAAUCUUCAAAGAAUCCUCUCCCAGUUCUAAGAACUAGCUCAACUUUAAGGAGUACCUGUUUUUAUUUCUUUAUUUUUAAGUUUCUGCCUAUUGAAAUGUUCUUCAGUUUUUCCAAAACUGUACUAUUGAGGAAGUUACAAUUCACAAUUAUGGAUAACUAAAGAAUGGAUGCACUUCACUACAGUAAGCGUUUUUGCCACUAGAGGGACCUGUACCACAAUACUGUAUGACACCUUUAAAUGCUCUAAUGGAGUGCUCAUAAAGCAUGCAUUGUUAAAUAAAUGGAGCCAUAAUUGGCUUACUAAUAAGUGAAAUAACUUAGUGGGGCAUACACAAUUUUUUUCUUUAAAAAAAUGUACUUAAGGGUUACUGUGCUUUUGAAUUGUUGACACUGAGUUCAGUAAUAUUACGACUUGAUUAUGAACUAUCAUGAGAAUUUACUAGCUCAGGCUUAAGUGACAACAGUAGAAAGAUUUAUUUCUUCUCUGUAAGGCUGAUUAAUAAAAUUAAUUAAAAAUUA
Messenger RNA from Crotalus tigris (Tiger rattlesnake), 2036 nucleotides. It is a transcript of the gene TMEM70, whose product is annotated as transmembrane protein 70. Gene Ontology annotation, cellular component: mitochondrial membrane. Lineage: Eukaryota; Metazoa; Chordata; Lepidosauria; Squamata; Viperidae. The record is from RefSeq and is a predicted model, not a curated record. Bases 128 to 886 code for a protein of 252 amino acids. Gene Ontology annotation, biological process: mitochondrial proton-transporting ATP synthase complex assembly. The transcript has 3 exons.